AUGAGCAGGAAGGCGAAGGAAAUGAUUGGGGGAUGUUGUGUAUGUUCAGAUGAGAGCGGAUGGAGUGAAAAUCCUCUUGUUUAUUGUGACGGAGCGGGUUGUAACGUUGCCGUUCACCAAGCUUGCUACGGUAUUGUACAAGUACCAUCAGGGCCUUGGUUUUGUCGAAAAUGCGAAUCACAGGAAAGAGUAGCCAGAGUUAAAUGUGAACUAUGUCCGCAAAGAGCUGGUGCGCUCAAGAGAACAGAUGGAGGAGGCUGGUGUCAUGUUGUCUGUGCACUGUACAUCCCGGAAGCAUGGUUUGCUAAUGUCCAGACUAUGGAACCGAUUAUUUUGAACUCUGUUCCUGGUGAAAGAUUCAAUAAGACCUGCUACAUCUGUGAGGAACAGAAGAGAGACACGAAAGCUACAGCGGGUGCUUGCAUGCAGUGUAACCGCAACAGUUGUAAGCAGUAUUUUCAUGUUACAUGUGCUCAAGCGCAGGGAUUGUUAUGUGAAGUGACCGGCAGUUACGACAAUGUCAAGUACUGUGGCUACUGUUCACAUCACUACAAGAAGCUGAAAAACCACUCAAAUGUCAAACCUAUACCUGCAUUCAAGCCAAUCCCUAAUGAAAAUGGCACCCCAGACUCAAGCCCGGAGAAGAAUUCUCCUACCAAGCCAGAUGAGGACAUUAAGCAUACAGUUCCUCCGGCAAUAAAGGAAGUGAAGAGUCCACAAGUUGACCAGUCAGUAAGCAGCACAAGCGACUCACUUCCACCGCCCUUAAUUCCAAAUGUGAAGACAGAAGUUGUGUCACAUGGAUGUGGCCAGGUGGCUGAUAUCACGUCAGCAGUGUCCCCCUCAGGAGAGGAUAAGAAGUUCCCCCUGUCUGGUAGUGACCACAGCCAAGAGCCCUCAUCCUCCGGAGUUUUGCCUCACACCCCCACAUUAACCACAAUGCAUCACGAUGGUGCCAGCUCCUCCACAGAGACUUGUGAGAUUGACGUCGGGGAAAGUAGCACAGAAACUGUCUUGGUAGCAGACAGGGCAUCACCCGGACUGCCAAAGCGACAGCGGUUAGUUGAAGCUAUUGGACAAGACCGCAACCAAGAAAACCAAGUCAAAUACUAUUCAUCCACUGUGAUACACAAAAAGGAUGCUCCCAAGAAGACCACAAGGAAACGAAGAGAGUCUGGUGGGGUCAACUCUAAAAGUGGAGGUGCAUCUGUUAACCCCCCAACAAGCACACCCUCAUCUUUGCCUGGCCACCAUGAUUACUGUGGCAGCAUUUUUGGUGGAAGCCCUUAUUUUCAGAGCUUGAGUGCUCCUGGCCGAGUUUCCCUGCCACCCUUCUCAACCCAUGAUUCUAGUGCUGUGUUAAAUGGGGCCAGUACUUUGAUACCACCACCCAAACAGUUCCCUAGCAUGAUGGCAAGUGCACCAAGGUAUAACCAGGACCAUUCACAGGACUUUCCACUUUCCAUGGAGCAGUUACUGGAACAACAGUGGGAGCAGGGUGCUCAUUUUCUCAUGGAGCAGGGCCAUCAUUUUGACA
Messenger RNA from Candidula unifasciata, 1537 nucleotides. The record is from the annotation of a GenBank genome assembly. Lineage: Eukaryota; Metazoa; Mollusca; Gastropoda; Stylommatophora; Geomitridae.